AUGAAUAUUCUUCCCACACUGCUCCAAACAAGACUGGGGCCAACAAAAGUAGAAGUGCCCUCUCCAGAGAAAUAUCUGCUCGAGCACUCCAAGGAACCCAAACUUACUGAAACUGGAUUGCCCUGGGCUAAUUGUGUGCCGCCCUAUGGGACUGCCAAUCACGGCAGGAUCGAACCAGGGUCUGUAGGGAUGCCUCUAACAUGGAGAUGCAGUGCCUUAGACCGCUGCGCAACUCGGGAGCUCUUUGAGAACAUCAUGGCAGUGCUAAGGAAGCCACAGCCUAUCUACACCGACACUAAAACUGGAGACAAACAGCUCCUGGAAAAUUCAGGACUGGUCCCAAAGUACAUCAAGAAAAACGACUUUGGAAAGAACCCUGAGUACCUGCAGCAGCAUGCUGAUGAGGUGAGGAGGGUUCAGGACAAGUAUGAGAGCUAUGUCAAUGAGCGCAUGUAUCAGGAAUCAAGCUCUCUGAGGAUGAAAGAACUGGGGGAGCUGCACCAUCAGUACCAGGGACUUGUUGUCAUGGACACCACCUCCAAGAAGUACUGCAAGGAGCGUCUGGAGCUGGAGAUGAAGCAGCUGGAGAGGGACAUUGACCUCAUCAAGCGAUACAAGACCAUCUACAUCGUCAACAACAACUAACAC
Molecule: messenger RNA, 648 nt
Organism: Salvelinus fontinalis (brook trout)
Lineage: Eukaryota; Metazoa; Chordata; Actinopteri; Salmoniformes; Salmonidae
Gene: enkur
Product: enkurin, TRPC channel interacting protein
Cellular component (GO): acrosomal vesicle
Molecular function (GO): calmodulin binding
Source: RefSeq, a predicted model, not a curated record